Messenger RNA from Leptonychotes weddellii (Weddell seal), 1812 nucleotides. NCBI's taxonomy places the organism in Eukaryota, Metazoa, Chordata, Mammalia, Carnivora, Phocidae. The record is from RefSeq and is a predicted model, not a curated record.
AUGCCCGAGGGACAGGUUUUAAUUCACAAUCCUCAUACCCGGAGCCAGCAUUUCAGUGCCUCCAGGGUCUUCCAGAGCCCCCUGGAGUCUGAUGUUUCGCUUCUCAACAUUAACCAGGCAGUCAGCUGCCUGACCGCAGGAGCUCUGAACCCAGAACUUGGGUAUGAUGCUCUUUUAGUGGGGACGCAGACUAAUCUUCUGGCUUAUGAUGUCUACAAUAACUCAGAUUUGUUCUACAGAGAGGUUGCAGAUGGGGCCAAUGCAAUUGUGCUGGGAACACUGGGAGACAUUUCCUCUCCUCUUGCCAUUAUUGGUGGAAAUUGUGCUCUGCAGGGUUUUGAUCACGAAGGAAAUGAUCUCUUUUGGACGGUUACUGGAGAUAAUGUUCAUUCCUUGGCCUUAUGUGACUUUGACGGUGAUGGUAAGAAAGAGCUUCUUGUCGGGUCAGAGGAUUUUGAUAUCCGAGUUUUUAAAGAAGACGAGAUUGUGGCAGAAAUGACAGAAACAGAGAUAAUCACCUCUCUUUGCCCCAUGUAUGGCAGUCGAUUUGGUUAUGCCCUUUCCAAUGGCACAGUUGGAGUUUACGACAAAACAGCCCGAUACUGGAGAAUUAAAUCCAAAAAUCAUGCCAUGAGCAUUCACGCUUUCGACCUUAAUUCUGAUGGAGUGUGUGAACUGAUAACUGGUUGGUCCAAUGGGAAGGUUGAUGCUCGAAGUGACCGAACUGGGGAGGUUAUCUUUAAAGACAACUUUUCUUCUGCAAUUGCUGGUGUGCUGGAGGGAGAUUACCUGAUGGAUGGCCACACACAGCUCAUCUGCUGCGCAGUGGACGGUGAAAUCCGGGGCUACCUGCCAGGCACAGCGGAGAUGAGAGGGAACCUCAUGGACACCAGUGUAGAGCAGGACCUGAUCCGAGAGCUGAGUCAGAAAAAACAGAAUCUGUUGCUGGAACUCCGCAACUAUGAGGAAAACGCCAAGGCUGAACUGAGCAGUCCACAGAGUGAGGCUGAUGGACCUCGGGGUAUCAUCCCAGCCAAUACCAAGCUGCACACCGCCCUCUCGGUCAAUCUGGGGCAUGAGACCCAGGCUGCUCAUGCGGAAUUGUGUAUUUCCACCUCUAACGACACCAUCAUCCGAGCUGUAUUGAUUUUUGCUGAGGGAAUUUUUCUAGGUGAAAGCCAUGUGGUACACCCCAGCAUUCACAACCUUUCCAGCUCCAUCCGCAUCCCAAUUACACCUCCCAAAGAUGUCCCUGUGGAUCUGCACUUGAAAACCUUCGUGGGUUACAGAAGCAGCACCCAGUUUCAUGUGUUUGAACUGACAAGACAGCUUCCCCGCUUCUCCAUGUAUGCGCUGACCAGCCCUGACCCUGCCAGAGAGCCACUCAGCUAUGUCAACUUUGUCAUUGCAGAACGGGCACAGAGGGUUGUUAUAUGGCUCAACCAGAACUUCCUGUUACCAGAAGACACUAACAUUCAAAAUGCUCCAUUUCAAGUGUGUUUCACUUCCUUACGGAACGGUGGCCAGCUGUAUAUAAAGAUAAAGCUUAGUGGAGAGAUCACUGUAAAUACUGAUGAUAUUGAUUUGGCUGGUGAUAUCAUCCAGUCGAUGGCAUCAUUUUUUGCUGUUGAAGACCUUCAAGUAGAAGCAGAUUUCCCUGUCUACUUUGAGGAAUUACGAAAGGUGCUAGUUAAGGUGGAUGAAUAUCAUUCAGUGCAUCAGAAGCUCAGUGCUGAGAUGGCUGAUCAUUCUAACCUGAUCCGAAGUUUGCUGGUCCGAGCUGAAGAUGCUCGUCUGAUGAGGAACAUGUGA